Cladocopium goreaui is the source of this 1164-nucleotide messenger RNA. The record is from the annotation of a GenBank genome assembly. NCBI's taxonomy places the organism in Eukaryota, Dinophyceae, Suessiales, Symbiodiniaceae.
AUGAGCCAAUGGCCUCAAGUUCUGCUUGAAGGCAUUCAUGUGCCUAUCACUAAGGCUCGCGUGGUGAACCGCACACAGAACGUCCACGAAAGCGCCAAAGCGGCCGCUUCCUUCGGCGACUGGCAAAGUCUGGUGGACACAGCAGGCUUGCCAAUCAAAGGAAGUUCUUUGGUCGUGAGUCUUUCUGUAGGGCUUCCAAUGGAGGAGGUGGUGUCUGAAGCAACCGUACUCAGGGCCUUGGAGAGUGAAGAUGCAACGACCUUUGACUUUGAGUCCUUCCGGGAACGAUUUUCGAAGUCGUUGGGACGUCCUGUCCUUCGACGAGAUGCUGAGAUCAUCUUCAAGGUCCUGCAGGAGAGCAGGCCUGACACGACGCUGCGAGCACAGCUGAGAUCUGCCAAAGCUGCAGAUGCUUCAGGUGACGGCAUUUUGAUCCUCACUGCUUACUCUGGGAACUAUGCUCCUGGUGCUGUGUGUGAAGCAGCAAAUCGCGCGUAUGCUGAGAGACAUGGCUACGAUUUUCAGUGCGAUGUCCUGCCUGGCCAUGAGAUGUUGGAUGCCAUUGCUCCCCGUGAUGCACACACUUGGUACAAGGUGCUGAUGCUUCGUCGAGCCCUUGCCGGAAAGCAUGGUAUCGUUGUGUGGAUCGAUGCAGAUGCUCUGGUCGUAGACGAAGAGAAGCCAUUGGAAUUCUUCCUUUGCCAGGCGGAAGGCCGAGACCUGAUGAUCCAAGAGGAUCUCUCCGCAGAGUGUCGCUUGAACUGUGGCGUGAUGAUCUUUCGCAGGACAUUUUGGUGCCAGACCCUUUUGAGACUGCUUUGGGAGGGAAAUCUUUCGCGACGGCAUCAUUGCAAGGCUUACUAUGAACAGUCCGCGUUGGUGCGUCUUUUGGUGGAGGCAGGCGAGCUUGAGCCAAGGCCACAGGGACCACAGGGACGGUUGCAACACGCCGCCGACCCCGUGGACCCCGUGUCCCGGCUCUGCAUUUUCCCCCUACGCAGCCUGCAAACGAAUCGACUUCGGGAGGUACAAUUCGAUGGUCCGGAGAAGACGUUUAUUUUCCAUCCGCUCUUUGCCUCGGAGAACUUUGCCGAGGACAAGGCCGAAGCUUUGCAGCGUGUGAAAGCUACGGCAGACGAGAGAGGAAAAUCACUGGCUGGCUGA